Symbiodinium pilosum is the source of this 195-nucleotide messenger RNA. NCBI's taxonomy places the organism in Eukaryota, Dinophyceae, Suessiales, Symbiodiniaceae. The record is from the annotation of a GenBank genome assembly.
AUGUGGAAUGAUGUGGAGCGUAUCUUGGAGAAGAUUGAUGGAGCAGAGCGCAAGGCCAUCCUCCUCGAGGCCGAGAAGCGCGCGAACGAGGAGCUGGCCUUCUUCCGCGACAAGGGCGACCGACGCGGAGAGGAACACCCGAACUGGGAGAAGGUGGCCCGGGUUCUGUGGCAGGAUGCUUUGGAGGUAGUAUGA